ACAUCCUGGAGUAUCACUGUUGCAUUUCAAAGAAGAACUUUGUUCCGAAUUUGCCAGCUCAUUAAUGUUGAAGCCAAUUAGUGACAUAAAUAAUACAGCAGAGAAAUAACAGACUAUAUUACCGAAUUAGCAGUCCUUGUUUCGUGAACCAUGGAUGAUGCAGUGAAAAUGCUUUUGUGCACCGCCGCCGUCGCCGUGCUGUGGCUUUACAAAAAUGUAAAUGGCUUUCUUUUUUGCAUCAUCCUCAUAAUGGUGCUUUUGAUGUUUUUUUAUCUUCAAUCAACUGAACAACACAACAAACCGCAGCAUCCUACUAGGCAGUCCGAAAGACGCACGAUAACGGACAUGAAAUACAACUUAGAUCAUCCUUUAGUCCGAGUUUGGCUUCCAGACGAGGACAACAAAUACGGCCAUGUUUCGCUGCAAACCAACAAGUACUACAUGAGUUUCUGGCCUCAGAAAAGCAGCCGCAAAAAAAGCGACAUCGAAAAACUCUUGGGCGCUCCUGCCUGUAUCAUCUUCCAUCCGGACUUUGAUUGCAAGGAGGAAGGCAAUAGAUUUCCCGAUCACAAAUUACCUGUCACGAUUGCUACGUGCAGCGACAUGGAUAGACUUUACGAAAGAUUCCUCGCCUAUAAUGGAAUAGACAAAGAGGAAGUGAACCUUAACAAAGGCUGUAACAUCCGUAAUCGUGACGAAUUGGCGAACAGGCGUAUUGAGGAAGACCUUGAUAAAACAAGGUACACGUUUCUACCAAAGCUGUGUUAUAAAAACGAAGAGCCAUUUUAUCGCAGUGGACAAAGCUGCGUCUCCUUCGUAUAUCACAUGAUCGAAUGGUCGAAAUAUUCAGACUCCAAAACAGUCAAAAUCGAAUUUUUUGGAAAACUUUUUAAGUUUCUCGACAAAGUAACUGCAAGUUUCCCUUUGGAGCCACCGAAAAGAGAGGUUUAUACUCAAGUCUGGAUGCAUACUGUUGAUGGAAGAAUUGUUCAAGGCGUUGAAAGAAUGAUGGAAAAUCAAUGGACCGGAGAACUAACACACCCUAACUUGUAUAAGAGACAGGUCACAACAGAACCUCUCACUCUUUCUUAUGAAACUUCAACUCAUGUUGAACAAGAUAAUACCACGAAUCUCGGAUUUGGAUCUAUAUGGAAAGUUCCUGAUUUCAUUGAGUCUCUUUUCUGUGAACCAAAAUAGGGAACAAGUAUAUCAAUAUGCAUGAGUAACCUGCCCAACGAUUUGUCCUGCCAUGUGAUAAAUUAACUCGUAUGCUAAUUCGA
Molecule: messenger RNA, 1280 nt
Organism: Daphnia carinata
Lineage: Eukaryota; Metazoa; Arthropoda; Branchiopoda; Diplostraca; Daphniidae
Exons: 4
Coding region: 151-1197 (348 amino acids)
Source: RefSeq, a predicted model, not a curated record